CAUAAACGGUCAAAAGAGCGCAUGUUUGUAGUCCACAGCCCAUCAAAGACUACCGACUUUUUAGCUUGUUUUACAUUCAUAGACUCCUCCCUCUAUCAUCGGUAAUUCAUUGUAAGACUUCUCAUUAAUGGAGGUUGUCUGGUGCUUGAUUCUGUUCUCCUUCAUUUUAAAAGCCUCCACACUGGAAAUUAUUACUCCAGGACAGUCCAUAAAAGAUGGUGAAACUCUUAUAUCAGCUGGUGGAAGCUUUGAGGUGGGAUUUUUUAGCCCAGGAAGUUCGAAGAGUAGAUAUGUUGGGUUAUGGUACAAGAAAGUUUCUACUGGGACUGUUGUAUGGGUAGCCAACAGGGAAGCUCCUGUUUUUGAUACAUCAGGAGUUUUAAAUUUCAGUAACCAAGGAAUUCUCACACUUCUGAAUAGCACAAAACUCGUUGUUUGGUCUUCCAACACAUCAAGAACUGUCCAGGAUCCUGUUUUGCAGCUCUUGGAGUCGGGAAAUCUUGUAGUGAAAGACAGAAAUGACAACAAUCCAGAUAACCUUUUGUGGCAAAGUUUUGAUUAUCCUUGUGAUAACUUUUUACCAGGAAUGAAGAUUGGAAAGAACUUAGUCACCGGUUUUGAAACGUAUAUAUCGUCCUGGAAAAGUACAGAUGAUCCUGCUCAAGGGCAAUAUUCUUUAAGAAUAGAUCCCCAUGGAGUCCCACAAUUAGUUGUUAGGAAAGGAUCGGAAGUAGUUUUUCGAGCAGGGUCAUGGGAUGGUGUUUAUUUUUCAAACCGGAAACCAAGUGCUAAACCAAGUCCACUAUAUUCAUAUCAGUUUGUCUUGAAUAAGAAUGAGGUGUACUACAAAUGUGAGACCAAAAACAUUUCAGUUAUUUCGAGGUAUGCAAUGAACCCAUCAGGUCUCAUGCAGCGUUUCGUAUUGAAUGAGAGAAAACAAGAAUGGGAGAUUUACUCUACGGCGCAGGCAGAUCAGUGUGCUGUCUAUGGCUUAUGUGGAGCAUAUGCUAGCUGCAACUCUUAUGGGUUUACUCCAUGUGCAUGCCUGGAAGGAUUUGUUCCCAUAUCUCCAAGUUCUGGUAAUUGGAAUUCAGCAGAGUGGUCAGAUGGAUGUAUUAGAAGGACACCACUGGCUUGUGAUAGUGGAGACAGUUUUAUGAAGCACACUCGGUUGGCGUUGCCAGACACUUCAAAAUCUUGGGCUAACAACAGCAUGUCUCUCAAGGAGUGUGAGGAAUUGUGCUUGAGAAACUGCUCUUGCAUGGCAUAUGCAAAUUUAGAUAUCAUUAAAGGAACUGGCUGCUUGCUCUGGUUUAAUGAAUUGAUUGACAUGACAGAAUUCAACGAGGAUGGGCAAGACCUCUAUAUUCGGCUUGCUAAGUCAGAGCUAGAUCAAAUUCAAAGAAAAAUGAAGUCAAAGAAAAAGCAGAAGGCAGUAAUCAUAGCCAUCUCCAUCAUAACAGCUGCAGGAAUGAUGGUAAUAAUGGUUCUGUUAUACAUUCGAAAGAAAAUUCUUUGCAAGGAAGGUAAACAUAAGGAAAAGAUUGAGUUGCCAUUAUUUGAUUUGGCAACUAUAGCUAAUGCGACAGAUAACUUCUCAAGCAACAACAAGCUGGGACAAGGUGGCUUUGGACAUGUAUACAAGGGUAUGUUGAAAGAGGGAAAAGAAAUUGCAGUAAAGAGACUUUCAAAGGAUUCUGGACAAGGAUUGGAUGAAUUCAAAAAUGAAGUUACACUUAUUGUGAAACUUCAGCACCGCAAUCUUGUAAAGCUAAUUGGUUGUUGCAUUAAGGGAGAUGAAAGGAUGCUAAUCUACGAAUACUUGCCCAACAAAAAUAAAACAAGAAACAGACUGCUGGACUGGCAUAGGCGCAGGCACAUUAUAGAUGGAAUUGCUCGAGGGCUUCUUUAUCUUCACCACGACUCGAGACUAAGGAUUAUCCAUAGAGAUCUAAAAGCCAGUAACAUAUUACUAGAUGAUAGUAUGAAUCCAAAGAUUUCAGACUUCGGCUUGGCUAGGACGUUUGGUGGAGAUAAGACUGAGGACAAGACAAGAAGGGUGGUUGGAACAUAUGGUUACAUGUCUCCAGAGUAUGCUUUUCAUGGGUGUUUCUCAACGAAAUCGGAUGUCUUCAGUUUUGGAGUUUUGAUAUUGGAGAUAAUAACAGGGAAGAGAAGCAGGGGCUACUCAGAUCAUGACCACAAUCUUUUAGGACAUGCAUGGAGACUGUGGACAGAAGAGAGGCCAUUAGAACUAAUCGACAAAGCUUUAGGGGACUUCUACAUUAUAACUGAAGUUUUAAGAUGUAUCCAUGUAGCUCUCUUAUGUGUGCAACUACACCCAGAAGACAGACCGAACAUGUCAUCUGUGUUACUCAUGUUGGGUGGUGAGAGUACAUUGCCUCAACCAAAGAAACCUGGUUAUUUCAUUGAAAAGAGUCUGCCUUCGGCUGAUAAGAGAUCUGGCGAACAAUCAUCUUCAUUAAAUGAAUUCACCAUUACAUUGUUAGAGGCAAGAUAGAAGAGCAAUAUAUCAUGAAAAUUUUUUAUGGUGACUCUAUGAAUUAAUUGAAAUUUUGAAACAUUUUCUAUUACAGAAAGUUCUGCAUCUUCUUUCACUAUCAUUUGGCACCAUUGCAGGAUAGUUUUUUUAAAAAGAAACCUGAAGAAAAUAGCUAUCACUCUAGGUUUUUAGCUUGUUUUGCUUGAUAUAUUUGCGUAUACUUCCCCAGCCAAACCAGAACUGUUGCAUCUACAACUUUCUGUUACCAUGUGACGAAGAUAUGGCCUAGAAACCGGAACUAUCCAAGAUGCUGUUGAAACAAUCAAAACCAUAAUUUUUAUCUUCUUUUGUAAUUCGGAUCAGUUUUUGAUACUAUGCUUUAACCGGAAAAAAUAAAACCAAAACCAACCAAUCCCUUAUCACCUUAUCUCAAAAUCUGGUGGGGAAUGUGCGAGCAGCACACCCUGAAAGGCAAAUGAAAAAUGCAAAGUCUGACUUGACUACCAGACAGUAAGCAACGUAAAAAUUAUGGUCCAUGCAGCAACUUUUUCAAUGUUAUUUCUGCUUUCACAUUUCUUUUUCAAUCUUUUGUUUAUGGUCCAUAUCAAUAGACUUAGAUGUUUCCAGUUGAGUAACGCAAAUGAACUUAUUGUCUAUUCAAUGAAUCUCCAGCAUUCAGAAAAAUAUAGAAACUAUGACUGAUUGGCCUUCAUUUGUUG
This is a messenger RNA of Durio zibethinus, 3222 nucleotides long. The record is from RefSeq and is a predicted model, not a curated record. NCBI's taxonomy places the organism in Eukaryota, Viridiplantae, Streptophyta, Magnoliopsida, Malvales, Malvaceae.